Lentinula edodes (shiitake mushroom) is the source of this 348-nucleotide messenger RNA. RefSeq lists its product as uncharacterized. Lineage: Eukaryota; Fungi; Basidiomycota; Agaricomycetes; Agaricales; Omphalotaceae. The transcript has 2 exons. Bases 1 to 348 code for a protein of 115 amino acids. The record is from RefSeq and is a predicted model, not a curated record.
AUGAUCAGGCUGAACCAAAGAGAAUGUCACGACAAAGUGUCCCUAGGCUGGGUGGAAGUUUUCAAAGGAGAGGGUCCCGAACACCGAGGACAAGUAUACGAGGAGAACAUUAAUGAAGACUUGGAGUCUGAGUGGCAAGAUGAGCAUGACGACGACUACCUGGGCUCGUUGACUCUUAUAGAGCGACAACAACAAUGGAUCGAUCUGGGCAGCUACAUCAUUCACAAACUGCGGAGACGCCUCAGAAGAAGAAGUGUAUUGAAUGAACAACUUGUGCGAGAGAAUGCACGUCUUCGCAGAGAGGUAGCCGCACUAAAAGGAAUGGUCGCAGUUCGAAAACGUGUGUGA